GUCCCAAAACUGCUGCGUCCACACUCUCAAGUUGGGACGACGGAACAGCGGAUCGCGUCUCCUCCUCCCCCGGAAAACUUAUUUUGCGAAUGCGCGCAGCAUGCAUCCGCCAGAGAUGGUGAUGGCAGGGCCGGCAGCCAGCUAGCCAGAGAGAGCAUCGGAAGUCUCGACGAUCCUUCUCUGCUCUUUUCACUCUCCCGACUGUCCGGUUUGAAGGAGCCUUGCAAGGUGAAGAAUGAUUCCAAACCUGAUGGAAGACUAUGUUUUACAUUUACAACCAGAUUUAUAAACACUGGAAAUGACGAUACCCUGUCACUCCUAAGCUACCUGACAUGUGGAAUCACUUCUGAUGUGGACCACCUUUCUGCAAAAAAUGAAAGAGAUGUUGAUUUUGUCCAUCAUGAUGGAGAGAUGUAUGAGAUUCUACCUAGCUCAGACGUAGAUUCCACACCUAAAGAGCAAACCGAUCACUGUCAUGUCAAGCAAGAUAUAACCAAGAAGAGAAAAGCUGUAUUCACAGCCGACAGAAACUUCUACUCUGCUAAUGACCUUUAUUGUGAAAGCAUCUUAUCAGUGAACGCCUUGAAUAACUUGGUGUCUCAGCAACAUCCACAGAUGGUAUGUUUGUGUUGUCAUUUGACUUCCAAAGUGCUCAGUGAUCCUUUUGUUAAUUCUUCAGGCUCUCAUUACGAUGAGAUGUCCAUAUUUUGGAAUGAGAAACACUUCUCAAAAGAUCCUACUCCCAGUCUAUCCGAUGAUAACUGGUUGACAACUUUCAGCAUCUGUGCACCUACUGGCCCUCAACUGGAUAAACAAAACAAACAGGAUGUUUUUGUUGAGGAGACAUUAAGCGGCAUCCAGAUGAGUUUGAGUGUCAUAGAAUAUUGUGAUCACCUUAAAUGUAUGUGUGAGAUGAUAAGUGAUCAACAAGGUGAUUGUGUGCAACUACUAGACAAGGCAAUUGUAGAGCAAGAGAUUAGUGGUAACUUAAACAAGCUUGCUGGAUCGUCACAACUACUGAGCAUUAAUGUAGAAGGGUUUGAAAGAACUGUAAUCAACGAGCCUUCCUUUAAGAACUUUAAUACUGAAGGGUUGACAGAAAGAAACUCUGAGACAGUUUGUGAUCAACUAGAAUUUCCAACUGAUGGACAACAAAUGUUGACUACGCUUGAACAAUGUGACUGCCAAAUGAACAAGUUCGAUCUAAGUACAACACAGCUUAUGAGCUGCAACCUUCAGACUACAGAGUCAUAUACCGAAGUACAAGCUUUAGAGACGGAGAAGCACUUCAUGCAAACCUUAGCUAUGAGUUUACAAGUUCCGAACCUCAAAGAAGAGAAGUCUGCUUGCAGUGCUGUGUUGCUAGCUGUCUGCGGCCUGCACGCCACACAAUUACGACCCAAUGACUUGGACCUCACAUUACCCUGGGACCCAGUCAACAAAUCUGCUAAUAAUGCAGUAAAGACUGAUGAGGAUAUGUCAACAGAAUCUUUCUCCCAGUGUCAUGAUAAAAACGCUGAUCAUGAGUUGAGUACAUUCACAAGUGACAAGUUACAGAAAUUCACUCUGGGAAUUUCCUUCAAUGAUGAGAAUGUGACCAGUUGGUAUGAGGCAGCUUGUUCUUGCACAAGGUCUAAACCAUUGACUCCUGUAGUAGUCAAUAAACCAAAGCAGAACACUACAAAGGUGCCGACUGCAAAGGUCAAGACUGAACAGGCAGGUCAUCAACACACAGCAAGUUUAGUUGAUAACUUUUUUCUCUUGAGAAUGGGACAUGUGAAGACAGAAACAAUGAAACCAGAGAAAAAUGACAAGCAUCCUUCUACUAGCGUGCCAUAUGCAGAUUGUGAUAUAAGAGGACAUACUCUGAAGUUAAUUGGUUCUGAAAGAAUUACACAAGAAUCAAAUUUACUACUACUGCUUAAGUCAAGGCAUAACAUUGAAAUCUUGGAGUGUAACUACAAAGAGUUAUACAAAGACAGUGUGUUCCUUGGUCUUGGAGAUGAGCUAUGCUAUGCAGAUGUAUGCGUUGAUGAGAUGACUGGAAUUGUACUGGAGGAUUUCUCCAAUGUACGAGGUUCUAUUUCACUGGAAGCAUUAACCAGGAGACUAGCUAAACUCUCCUUACAAUACUGCUGCUGUUGGCUGAUCCUACUGUGUUAUCCACUCACUAAUAAUAUGGCGUAUCAUGAUGACCACGAUGACCAAACUGACAGGAAUAUGGCUCUCCUACAUGAAGCAGUCAGACAAAUCUCAACAACUGCAAACCAAUUUGAGAUUAAAAUUCAUUAUUCAGAUAGUGACAUUUCGACAGCUGAUUUGGUGCAUAGUAUCGCAUUAAAAGCUUGCCAUAAUACAACAUGGGAUGACAAAGACUUGUUGCAGAGGUCAUGGCUUAAGCUUCAGCUUACUCAGGAUGAGAAAUUGUUAAUACGGAUUCCUUGUAUUACCCCCUUCACUGCUCAACUGAUGUCCAGCACCAACUCACCCUCAAGCUGUUUGCUAGCCAUGUCACUGUCGUCACUUAUUCAGCUAUGCCCGUGGAUCCCACACAAGAUUCUAGAACUUUUUGUUGAGCUUUCACGUGAUGUUCCAUCAAUCUCUGCUGGACAUAUAGACUCUUAUAAUGAAGCAGCAUUCUAUGAUGAGGCAAGAAAUAAAGAUGCAGUAGAGUCGAUAGAAUGGGAUCACAAUGCUGCAUCUUGGAAGAGUACAAUAGCUGACCAGCAGGAGAUACCAUUUUAUUACACCUCAGAGGAAAAAAGCAAUCUCCAUGCUCAUCAGGCCGAUGCUAGCAGCAGCCACCUCGAAGGCAACAAGAUUGUCAUGAGUGAAGAGAAUGAAAGCAGGAAUCCAUUGUGUCACUGGAAUCAAGCUGAACAGACUGAUGAUAAUGGUUGGAAGCUUGCUGGUCACAGUCCUUUCAAUCCAUACGCUAACUCUAAAUGUAAUGAUGAGUUAGCUAAACACAAAAGAGAUGAACAGAUCAUGUUCAGACUUGACGACAAACAUCCAACAAAAUACCAUUCUACAUCUAGCAAGAAUUAUGUCGCAUUGUCCAAGAGAGAUGAAGUAAAUAGAAUCUCAAAGACCAGACACAUUGCCACAAUGUCCCAAAUAACUUCAGAUAAUAUCUCUGAUGACAACUCAUUGCGUUAUAAUGACUGGAGACAUCAAGGGGAGAAAUACUUUGACAACAUGAAGAGAAUGCAUCAACAUUCUAAGAGUGCUCUGAAAGACACAAAUUUGGAGUUUGGCGUGGCACCCGAUAAUCAACUUGAAUCAUUGAAGAGACAAAGGUUGACCUAUGAAAGAAUACCUGGAGCUCGAGAUGGUCAAACAAGACUCACUUUCCUUUAGCAAUGUUGGUUUGCUCUCAUAGUUCUAGUCGUUGUUAGUGCGUUGAAUUGUUGACCUCGUGAGGGCGCUCUCAAUAGUGUCUUAUACUAGACUGGGCCCCUGUCUUUAUCCGCAAGGAUAA
This is a messenger RNA of Asterias rubens (European starfish), 3481 nucleotides long. RefSeq lists its product as uncharacterized. The record is from RefSeq and is a predicted model, not a curated record. The transcript is spliced from 20 exons. Gene Ontology annotation, biological process: resolution of meiotic recombination intermediates. The coding region runs from base 412 to 3360 and encodes 982 amino acids. Gene Ontology annotation, cellular component: condensed nuclear chromosome. Gene Ontology annotation, molecular function: single-stranded DNA binding; ATP hydrolysis activity. Lineage: Eukaryota; Metazoa; Echinodermata; Asteroidea; Forcipulatida; Asteriidae.